Messenger RNA from Marmota flaviventris (yellow-bellied marmot), 838 nucleotides. RefSeq names its product cytochrome c oxidase assembly factor 8 (gene Coa8). Lineage: Eukaryota; Metazoa; Chordata; Mammalia; Rodentia; Sciuridae. Gene Ontology annotation, cellular component: mitochondrion. The record is from RefSeq and is a predicted model, not a curated record. Gene Ontology annotation, biological process: intrinsic apoptotic signaling pathway.
GUGUCCGCCUGGUAAAUGGGCGGGCUCUUAGCACGCCUUGAAGUUCCGCCCCGUCUGCAGUGGAACCUCGAUCGCCAGGGCGACGCACCCCGGCCCCGCCCCGGCCUCUGGCUCCGUUCCCCCGACCGCGUCCACGGUCGGUCCGCGGGGCGUGCGCAUAGUCGGCCGUCCUCAGGAGGCAGAACCCACCCAGCCCCUGCGCCGUGGCGCGGCCGGGUGCCCCAGCAGCCGGAGCGCGCGCUGGGAGGGCGCAGUGGAUUCAGCCAAGAACCUGCCCAGGUGUCAAGAUUCUGCCCUCCAAGAAAAUCUUGCCAUGACUGGAUAGGACCCCCAGAUAAAUAUUCAAACCUUAGACCUGUUCACUUUUACAUCCCUGAAAACGAAUCACCGUUGGAACAAAAGCUGAGAGAAUUAAGACAAGAAACGCAGGAAUGGAAUCAGCAAUUCUGGGCAAACCAGAAUUUGACUUUUAGUAAGGAAAAGGAGGAGUUCAUUCAUUCAAGACUGAAGGCCAAAGGUUUGGGCCUGUGCCCUGGAUCAGGUCAAAAAGCAACCUUGAAUGCAGAAGAAAUGGCUGACUUUUAUAAGGAAUUUUUAAGUAAAAAUUUUCAGAAGCACAUGUAUUAUAAUAGAGACUGGUACAAGCGUAAUUUUGUCAUCACCUUCUUCAUGGGGAAGGUGGCCCUGGAGAGGAUUUGGAACAGGCUGAGAUGGAAACAAGAGAAGAGGAGCAGUUAGGAGCCCAUCCUGAUGCUGGCCCACCAGAACCUGGGUUCCACUUACGAGAGCCCUGGGCCUCCGACUCCUGGCAGGACCACCUGCUCCCUCCUGACCUCGG